Sphaeramia orbicularis (orbiculate cardinalfish) is the source of this 1304-nucleotide messenger RNA. RefSeq names its product dipeptidase 1 (gene dpep1). The transcript has 10 exons. Lineage: Eukaryota; Metazoa; Chordata; Actinopteri; Kurtiformes; Apogonidae. Bases 1 to 1269 code for a protein of 422 amino acids. The record is from RefSeq and is a predicted model, not a curated record. Gene Ontology annotation, molecular function: metallodipeptidase activity. Gene Ontology annotation, biological process: proteolysis.
AUGCUGUCCAAGGUUAUCUCAGCUGUAUAUUUUCUCCUCUGCGUGACAUCUUUUGUUUUCACCUCAGCUCAGGAUCCAUAUUUGACAAAAGCUCUGCAGCUGAUGUCUGAGACGCCUCUUAUUGAUGGGCAUAAUGACCUGCCUUGGCAACUGCGAAAGUUAAACAACAACCAGCUCAACCAAGUGGAUCUGAACACAAUCAAUUCAACACACACCAGCAUCCCUAAAAUCAAAGAAGGACGGCUGGGAGCACAGUUCUGGUCAGCCUAUGUUCCCUGCACCACCCAGUAUAAAGAUGCCGUCAGACAAACAAUUGAGCAGAUAGACGUGGUCCACAGAAUGUGUCAAAAAUACCCAGAGACCUUUAUGUUUGCCACCAGUAGCCAAGACAUCAUGGAGGCAUUCAGGCUCAACAAGACAGCCAGCCUGAUCGGGGUUGAGGGGGGUCACUCCAUCGACAGCAGUCUGGGAACCCUUCGCAUGAUGUACCAGCUGGGAGUCCGCUACCUCACACUCACUCACUCCUGCAACACACCCUGGGCAGAUAACUGGCGUGUUGACACUGGUACAGAUCCAUCUGAACAUGAUGGCCUGUCUCCGUUUGGCAAGCAAGUCGUUUUGGAAAUGAACCGUCUGGGGAUGCUGGUGGACCUGGCUCAUGUGACUGAGAAAGUGAUGAACCAGGCGUUGGACAUCUCCAAAGCACCGGUCAUUUUCAGCCACUCCUCUGCCUACAGUGUGUGUCCGCACAAGAGGAACGUCCCCGAUGACAUCCUCAGGAGAGUGAAUCAAACCAGAGGAAUCGUCAUGGUGAACUUCUACAAUGACUAUGUGACCUGCAGUCCCUUCGCUAACCUGUCAAAUGUUGCUGAUCACUUUGACCAUAUAAAGACAGUAGGAGGGGCGGGCAUCCUCGGUUUUGGUGGAGAUUAUGACGGGGUAACAAGAGUACCAGUAGGUCUGGAGGACGUGUCCAAGGUGCCGCACCUGGUGGCUGAACUGUUGAGGAGAGGAUGGACUGAUGAGGAGGUGAAAGCUGCUCUGGGAGAAAACCUGCUCCGUGUACUCCGAGAGGUCGAAGAGGUCCGUGACAGUCUGAACGCCACAAGUCCGGAUGAUGUUCCCAUUCCAUAUGACGAGGUACAAAACUCCUGUAGGACGAAUUAUGGUUACCCAGACCCUCCGGAGAGCGGCGGAGCUGUCCAUGUGUUCAGCACAGCGGCCCUACUGCUCACACUCACUCUGCAGGGUCUCAUCACAUCAGCAUAAGGUGUAUAAGGUGGUUCUGAUACUAAUGGGUGAAU